UACUUUUGCAUUCCAAAAUUUAGUAUUAAUUAAUUGAUUAAAUUACUUACUGUAAAUGUUCUGUGUAAAAUUUACAUUUGCAUAAACUUUUCCUGUGAUAAGUACUUUAAAGAUAGGUCCUCCAAGUGAAUAUGUACACAGGGUACACGCCUACGGCAUGAUGUCAAGAAUCUCCAGAUUGAAUUGAAACAAUUUUGCAAAUUUGUAGUUUUGCGAAAUCGUAUGGCGCUGCUGAAAUUAGGAUAAGAUUACUACUUCACUGGGCACUGCACAACUUAUCGACACCACUGCCAACAAAAUUGCCUCAUGUUCUCCACAAGUCUGAUGAUUACAAACAUUCGGAGGUAGCAGACUGGAAAAUCCCUGUUAAAAAAUGAUUGAGAGCGCGUCCCCUUGGGUCCAGGCGUUCUUGGGAACGUUGCUGACAUGGUUCUUGACUGCGCUGGGGGCUUCCGGCGUAUUUGUUUUGACUGGGAUUACAGGGUCCAAUCAGCGGAAGAUUCUCUCGUCUAGCCUUGGAUUUGCGGCAGGGGUCAUGCUAGCCGCCUCAUUUUGGUCUCUCCUUGCGCCCGCUGUUGAACUGACCAAGUCGAGUGACGUUUUCGGUGGCAACGCCUUUUUAGAAGUUAUUCCUGUGACGAUCGGUUUUCUGUUGGGAGCACUAUUUGUAUAUGUGGCGGAUCGUAUUUUAGACUCGAUGGGGGUAGCUAGUCCAGCGGUGGCUUUAGCUGUUGCGACAGAACGGUAUGGAAUUAACCCGUUCCAAGUCCAGAAUGGAUUUCACAAUGACCAUAGAACGCCACCAGACUAUUCGGGGAUAAUGGAAUCAGGAAAUCAGUCACAGUAUCAAAUUGACACUACAACUAUGAAUAGUAAAACUAAUAAUACUGCAGCUACCUCGAACGCACAAUGGAAGAGAAUUCUCCUCCUAAUUGUGGCAAUCACGGUGCACAACAUUCCAGAAGGGUUGGCUGUGGGGGUGGGAUUUGGUGCUAUAGGAAAAUCACCGCUCGCUACGUUUGAAAGUGCUAGGACGUUAUGCAUAGGAAUUGGAAUUCAAAACUUUCCUGAAGGGUUGGCUGUAAGCUUGCCUCUCGUAGCAAGUGGAUUUUCCACGUUUAAAGCUUUCUGGUACGGUCAAUUGAGCGGAAUGGUAGAACCAAUAGCUGGGGUUCUAGGCGCAGUUUUGGUCACGGUGCUGGAACCAGUGUUACCCUGGGCUCUCGCGUUUGCUGCUGGUGCGAUGGUUUACGUCGUGAUAAGUGAUAUCAUUCCAGAGGCUCAUCAAGGGGGUUUUGAGAAAUUAGCAAAUUGGUCGGCCAUGGUCGGCUUCGUGGUUAUGAUGUGUUUAGAUGUUGGACUCGGUUGACACAGACUUUCCAAAUUUUUAGGCCUUAUAAUUAUUUUACGACUCGUAAUUUCCAACGACUUUACUAUUAACUCGGGUUUACAAUUUUAUAAUGAUAUUAUUAUUAUGAUGAUAAACUUAUAUUUAAUUAAGAGAAAUAUAUAUCUAAGCAUUUUA
Messenger RNA from Folsomia candida, 1525 nucleotides. It is a transcript of the gene Zip48C, whose product is annotated as zinc transporter ZIP11. Gene Ontology annotation, cellular component: membrane. The coding region runs from base 374 to 1369 and encodes 331 amino acids. Gene Ontology annotation, biological process: zinc ion transmembrane transport. Lineage: Eukaryota; Metazoa; Arthropoda; Collembola; Entomobryomorpha; Isotomidae. The record is from RefSeq and is a predicted model, not a curated record. The transcript has 10 exons. Gene Ontology annotation, molecular function: zinc ion transmembrane transporter activity.